CGCUCUCUCCAUUUAAGAGGUGUGCAAGGCGUUGAUCAAAGUAUUUCAGUGCAGAUCAUAAUUAUCAUUUGUAGAGAAAAGCGGAGGGGCACAGUGAUACCCAUGUCUUCCAGUAGCAAUGAAGUGGCUCACAUUAUAGUGAGCGUUGUGGGUUUCAAUGCCCAUGGCGCUACUUACUCCUCCAGCAGCGAAGGAGUUGGCAAAUCUUGUCUCUGUAGUAGGUUCCGCUAUCCUGGCUUUGAUGACUACGUCCCUGACCAUCCAUCACUCUUGGCUUUUCACGAAUUUGAGAGCCAAGUAGUUUCAACGGACUCUUUUUUGUACUGGGGACCAGAGGAGGCCCUCUAUACUGCACGGGGGAGCAAGCAAGGCAAAGUCAAAGAGAUCAAAGUGAAGCACGAGGUUUUGGAACACACCGUUUUCUACCAGGACGAGACCUCUCGGCCAUUCCGUCAGCAUAGCAAGCUCCUAGAGACAGCAGCCUACGCAAAGAAGGCAGCACAGACUCCAGAGUCCUCUAGAAAGAUAAGCUACUACGCACGAGACGCCAUUGGAUUCCCCGACAGAUACACUUGUCUCCCUUACCCGUCUAAUCCCAACAAGCUCCAAAGAGGUUUCAUCAUUGCUGUUGACAUCUCACUGGAAGGCCCUCGUUUUGAGCAGCAGUUCACUGCAGUCGAAUCAAUUGCAUAUGAGCUUCGUAAGUCUCCUCUGAUCAUAGCUGCAACAAAGAGAGAUAUAGCAUGUCAGGCAUCUCUCACCCGUCUCUCAGAAUGGGCAGCAAAACAAAAGCUGGCGCUAAUCGAGACCUCAGCUAAAGAAAAUAUCAACGUCUCUGAUGCUUUUCGUCUUGUGGCUUCAAAGGUUCUGCCAAAAAGGAUCAACGACCAUUACAUGGAUUAUGCUGGAGCAACCGGCGAGCUUAUAACGAAACGGGCGGCUGCUAAAAAAGAGCUCAAGAAUUAUCUCAAGACAUUCGUGCACACUUCCUCGAUCACUCUAGCUAGCUUGGAGGCUACAAAAUAUUAUCAAGAUGGCCUAAAUAUGCUGGGAAAAUUCACGUCCGACGAAGUCGUUUGUUGCCACCUUUUGGUUGUACGGAAUCGAGAGAUUGAAGAUUUCUCUGGAGUCAAGGAUAACCCAGACAUGAGACUAGAGCUACUUGAAGAUUUCAUCGACUCACAGACAGACUUCAACGCUCAUAAGGGAAUGCUCAACACGAUGGCAAACCAUCUCGUGAACCCUGAGCAAGCUGUCUAUGCUAACGAAGGUGUCGGUAAUUCAAACUUCCACCAUCUACUCCCAUCACCUAUGAUAGACAGGAAAAAGGACCCUGCCCCUAGUCACAAUGAAACUGAAGUCCUCAAGAAUCAGCCGCAACAACAACAACAACAACAACAACCAACUUCACCAGGGAAGUAUGUUAGACUUGUAUCCCAAUCUAGUGAUGCUAGUGUCAUAGGUAGCACUACUACCAUUGACAGCACUGCUACUGCUACGGAGGAGGAUGGGGAUACUCCUCUAUCUACUACACAGGUUGGGCAGGCUCUUUCAAUAGAGGAAGUGUAUGACGAUUUUACUACUCCAGAAGGUGGACCCAGUGAAGAUACUAGCUUGCUAUCAAUGAAAGAGAGGGCAGCACUGCUAAAGAAGCAGUUCCAAGGUCACUCGGUAGCAGUCAAUGAGUCUGUACGACCGGUGACACCACCCAUUCAGUCUUCGAUACAGUCAAAGGAAACUUUCAGUUCCUCUUCUGCUGGAUCCAGUCCAGCCGCUAAUAAGAAACUGACAACAAAGCGACCACCUCCAGCAGUGCCAAGCAAACCAUCGAAUUAUCAAAAGCACAAGAUUAAAGGGACUGCCCCUCCACCUCCUCCCAAUGAGGCUACAUCUACCUCUCCUCCUGAUGCCGCUACAGGUCUACCAGAGCUAGCAUCAAGACCAGCUCUUCCAAACAAGACACAAACUAGCAGUCCACAACACUCACUCGAGUCUAAACCACAACAAUUUGUACCGAAUGAGCAACAUUUGACGACUGAGCAGUCAGAGAGGCAAACAGACUCAACUCUAGAAAAACAAGACUUACCUGGAGCAAAGCACAAGGAUAUACUCGAGCUGGAGCGGCAGGACUCUCCUCUAGAGGAUGUGGCUCAGUCACAGUUGGACAAGAGCAAGUCAGAACCAUCCCUUGAAGAUGCAUCAUUAGUUAAAGAUAAACUUCAGGAGCAGCUAGCUCAGCAGAUAACUCAGUCAAAGUCUCCACGAUUAGAUCAGAGAAAGAAAAACUAUGAAACCAAGGGAAUAUCCGAGAGAAAGAACUACGAAAAAACUAAGCCAACUCCUCCUCCUCCAACCACUAAACCAAAAAGAAACGAUUAUGAGCCUAAAUUACCAAAACUAAGACAGAAGCAUGGGAUAACCUCUGGAACUCCUACCACUGCGAGUGACAGUCCCUCAGUAACUAAUGUCACACAGUCACCAACUAAUGUCACACAAUCACUACCUGUGACCACUCCACCUAAUUCUGCUCUCUCUCACCCUCUACCUCCUCCUCCUCCUCCUCAGUUUGUAUCAGCUGUUAAUCAGCCCCUCCCUCCUCCCCCACCACAGGCUAACCCCCUCCCAUUCUCUCCCCCUACUAAGGACACAAUAUCAUCGCCUCCUAUUCAUUCAAUGUCUAUGAUGUCGCCACCUCUUGAUUCUAGUCCUACUGUGGUCUCUCAUUAUCCUUCUCUUAGUUCUCCUCCUUUACUGUCUCCUCCUGUACUGUCUCCUCCUCAAUCUAUGGUGAGUCCCUCCUCGUCAGUUCACUUCAGUCCUCAUUCCUCUGUGGUGAGUUCUCCAUCUCAUUCUGUGUCAUCAGUACAGGCAGUCACUACUCCUCACGGUCGCUCUCCCUCUCCCCCUCCCAUUCCUCCUCACACAGCUGCAAUGUUGAAGCCCCGAGAGCCAGAGAGUGUCAAACCCUCCAAGAGACACAACUACUUUAACAUUUUUAAGAAGCUAACAGGUGAUUCAAAUGACGGGAAGAAACCAGGAGAUACCCCAUCAACAGAUAAUAACACAAAUAGUGGCAGACGACGAAGGACUCAGGUUGAUAUGACCAGGCGUCCCCUCCCAAUGGAGCCACUAGUCAAACCGGUCCAUGGUGAAGAGGAUUAUGAGAAACCUGAUACUUUCUUUGAGAGACCACGAAUGCCACUACCAGGAGAGAGUCCCGGUCCUUAUCCACUCCCAGUGCCUCUACCAGGAGAGCAGUAUCCAGCAUCAGUAGAUCCUCGGAUGAAUAGUCCUUUUAUUGUUGAUCCGAGAUUUGCUGACCCGAGAGUCCCUGGAUUUGAUCCACUAUUGAUGACCACUCGUAAUCCGUAUCCUUACGUAAUUCCAAAUGCUAGUGUGCCAGCUAAUCUGUGGUCGACUCCUAACUGGUUUGCUAAUAGACCCUCGGAGCAGUUGCUACUGAGCGAGCACCUCCAGAGGCUCCAUGCCCAACAGAGUAACGUACCAAGGAGGAGCCAGUCGUUCCAGGUGACUGGUAGUAGACGAGUUAAUCAUUUAGACGAUGAUGUUGAUGAGGAUGGUUAUCAGAAUCCUGACGUUGUGGAGGACAUAAGAAGAGAGCGUGAUUUAACCUCUCAGUGGAGCGUUGGUCCCCAGCAGCUCCCUGGAAGGAGCAUUGACUAUGAUUAUCCUGAGCUGAGAGGUUUCAGGACAGUCCCUCGGAGAUCACCUCAGCGAUCACACCAAGAGAGACCACUCCCCAGUCGCAAGCCUCCCCGCCCCCUCCAGAAAGAAGAUAGUUACGUUAACAUGGACGAGUCUUCGUUGGCUGAUGAUUAUCAAAACUCUGACAUCAUCAACUCAAUGACAGACUUUGUACCGCAGGUGAGGUUACCCCCUCGCUCCAAGGGAGGCUCUAUGGACGACAGCUUCCUUUACUAUAACAUGAGACGAAGGAAUAUUCUGUCACCCCCACUGAGUCCUCAGAGAUCAAUGCUACCUCCUCGAGGAUCAGCGCAAGAGAGUGGGGGCUCAGAGAUUGGUAUUGCUCCUCCAUCAAAGAAUCCCACUCUCGUGGAACAGCAAAAGAAUAGCUCUCCCUCUCUCCCUCCUCCUUUACCAGCCAAGUCCAAGGGCUCCACAAUGUCUCAUUCAUUUAGUACAAGUAGCAUUGAGAGUGGAUCGAGUGGUCCUCCUCUUUCAAGAAUUCCUUCUCUCCCUCCUAAAGACAUUAAGGAUCUACCACCAUUGCCUUCUAAGCCAGAAUCCCCUGGCAUUGAUGAGGAGACUGGACAGAAAAAGAAGAUAAAGCUCCCACCAAGAAAUAUCCCCAGACCAGGGUUCAAUAAUAUGACAAUCCAACAACAAGAGUACACUACCAUUAUCUAAAUAAAGAUUGUUAUUAAGUUUGUAAUGCAUUUAAUUUUAUGUGUGUGUGUGUUUUAUGGAUUUUCUAUCAUUUUAUAUAAUUUAUUAUGGUGCUUGUUUUAUUAUUUUGCAACAAAGAAUGAUACUAUGAAAGAUUUAUACCAUAAUAUUACCAUGUGACCAAAAAAGUUUAUGUUUAUUAAAAU
This is a messenger RNA of Amphimedon queenslandica, 4574 nucleotides long. RefSeq names its product titin-like. The transcript has 2 exons. The coding region runs from base 103 to 4389 and encodes 1428 amino acids. The record is from RefSeq and is a predicted model, not a curated record. Gene Ontology annotation, cellular component: cytosol. Lineage: Eukaryota; Metazoa; Porifera; Demospongiae; Haplosclerida; Niphatidae. Gene Ontology annotation, biological process: Rho protein signal transduction; regulation of cell size. Gene Ontology annotation, molecular function: GTPase activity; GTPase activator activity; GTP binding.